AUGAAGAAGGUGCUGAUGGUGUCUUGGCUAAUCCUUGUGUUUUGCCUCCUACCGGCUGCUCAGGGGAAGGUCUAUGAGCGGUGUGAGCUGGCAGCAGCUAUGAAGCAUCUUGGACCAAAUAACUUUUGAGGACACAGCCUGGGACUCUGCGAAGAAUCGUGGAUCUUACAGACCAACAGCCGCUGGUGGUGCGAUGGUGGCAGGACUCCGAGGGCCAAGCACAUGUGCAAUACCCCCUGCUCAGCACUACCGAGCUCAGCCAGAACAGCAUCCGUGACCUGCGCGCAGAGGACUGUCAACAACGGGAAUGGCCCGAGUGUGCGGUAG
Molecule: messenger RNA, 327 nt
Organism: Gavia stellata (red-throated loon)
Lineage: Eukaryota; Metazoa; Chordata; Aves; Gaviiformes; Gaviidae
Gene: LYZ
Product: lysozyme
Biological process (GO): defense response to Gram-negative bacterium; defense response to Gram-positive bacterium
Molecular function (GO): lysozyme activity
Source: RefSeq, a predicted model, not a curated record